UAGGACUAACCGGGGAAACAUAGGGGGGAACAGACUUCGACAUUGCGGAUAUUGAGUUUUUCAUCUGCGCAAACAACUCAGCAGUGUGAAAGGUCGUAAGCUGUUCAAGAUGGCGACUGUUAGAAGUUCACUCUCUCUUUCCUGCAUAGGAACCCCAUGCUGAGACCACAGGGCAUCAGUUUACACUGUGACAAAGGCACCAGUCUUGUCCACUGUCCUGCACAGCUAUGGCCAAAGACCAGCCAAAUGUGUUCGACCUCCUUCCUCUUCUGGGGUCCACUGACUUGCAGGAGCUGGAGCAGAUCAAAAACCUGCUGCAGGAGACCCUCCGCACAGAUAAAGGGACCAUGUUGCUGAAUAGCCUUGUGGACUACUACCUGGAGACAAACUCAUCUCAAGCUAUGGACAUCCUGUCUUCUGUCAGGGAGCCCCAUGAUAAGUAUCUUUUAGAUAAGAUGAAUGAAUGCAUGGGCAAGCAGAGCUGCCGACUUUCUACCAUCACUCUCCUUGGCCAUGUUGUUCGCAAGCAGCCGCCAUGGAUCCAUAAGAUUGCACGCUUCCCUCUGUUUGCCUUGCUGCUCAAAUGCCUCAAGAAUGACUCGGAUAUAGUAGUUCUCGUUACUGGUGUUCUGGUGUUGAUCACUCUCCUGCCCAUGAUUCCUCAGACCAACAAACAUCUUCUUUGUGAAUUCUUUGACAUCUUUGGACGGCUUGCUGCUUGGAACCAAAGGCACCCAGGUCAUGCUCAAGGAGUGUACGCGAUCCAUCUUCAUGCCAGUGUGUACUCGCUCUUUCACCGGCUCUACGGCAUGUACCCCUGCAACUUUGUUUCUUACCUGCGUGCCCACUACAGCAUGAAGGAAAAUGUUGACACCUUCGAGGAAGUGGUUAAGCCAAUGUUAGAACAUGUACGGAUUCAUCCUGAACUCAUCACUGGAACCAAAGACUACGAGGUUGAUCCUAUUAGAUGGAAGCGAUUUGAGCCCCAUGACAUUGUGAUUGAAUGUGCCAAAGUUUCUCUGGAUCCCAAGGAGGCAUCAUGUGAAGAGGGCUACUCUUCUCUGUCUGAUCACAUGCCACGGUGCCCUGUAGACCAUAGCCGGUCAUCCUCGGAGCUCAGUAUCCAUGAAAUCACCUCUGUCACACCAAUGGCCACUGUUCGCCAGUCUCUCUCUUUGUCACUACCUUAUCUCACUGUAAGCCAGGACUCAGGUUCCAGCACACAGACACCCACCCAUCAAAGUGAUGAGAUGAACUCCUCAAGGAUAAAGGAGGAGAUGUGGAGUCCUUCCUCAGUUUGUGGGAUGAGCACCCCUCCCAGCUCUAGAGGAAUGUCCCCCACUACUGGUUCUGAAGUCUCACACAGUGCCUCCCACCUCAACACUCCAGUGGAUGGAAAAAGGACUCUAUCUCCCUCUACCCCCACAGGGUCAUCUCCUUUCCCAUCACUCUCAGAGGAACUAGGGCAGCCUGCCCAAAACACCAGCAGUACUCAGGCUAAGGUGAAUCAGACGGGUCAAGAGCAGAAAAAAGUCAUGCCCAGAAGUGUUAACAACAAUGGAGGCGCUGUUGAUGCAAAGAGUUCAGUGUCAUUGGCGCAGCUCUCUGACCUUGUCAGGAGGACAGACAGGGAGAGAGAGGAUGAUGCCAUCACGCAGGAGAUUUUGAGCUUGACCCAUGGGAGACUGGACUUCGGAACAAAGCCAGGCCUGGAUUCCUCUUUUUCCAGCUCCUCAGACACCCUCCUUUCGUCUCACCUCAGCAAAGAACAGAAUUUGGUCUCCACACCAAACAGGAGUGAAAGCUCUGCCAAAGGAAGAGACCAGCAACCUCCAUGGUGCCUCUGGCCUGCUUUCACCCCCAUAGAGAACGGAAAGGGCAGCCUGAAUUCCCUGUCUGAUCUGGCGAAGGAAUCCAUGAUUUACGAGCCGCUGUUUGACCUUGCGUUGCCUAAGGUGGCUUUUCUUUUUUUGGAGAGGAGGACCACGGAGGCCUUGCGGAGGGCUGCAGGAGAGAGGGAGCACCGAGAGGAGCUGGAGGGGGAGGAUCUUUCUGCUACUUCCCCUCUGGAGGUGUUGGACCGUGUUAUUCAGCAGGGCUACAAAACCCAUGCGAAAGUGCUGAAGAGAACUCUGUCUUCUCAAAGCCAAUCAGCAGACCCACACUCUGGAGGUAAACACCAUAGCAAUAAAGGAAAAGGUUCUGUGUCUCCAGCAUCAGAUGAGCUGGGGAUAUUGCGUAGUCAGCUGCUGUUGCUGCAUAACCAGCUUCUGUAUGAAAGACAUAAGAGAGAACAGCAUGCGCUUCGGAACCGUCGUCUGUUUGGCCGUAUUGUCAACGCUACUGCAUUGGAAGAGCAGAACAACUCCAUGAAAACCCAACUGAAGCUUCAGGAUAUUGAGAUGCAGACUAUGAAGGUAAGUCUGCAGGAGGAGCAGCGGCGCUUCAAGUGUCUACAAGACGACAGAGAGGCUCUAGAGAACCAACUGCAGACUCAAAUCCAACAACUGCAGCAGGAGCGGAAUGACUAUUACUCCAAGAUGCAGGAGCUGCAGAGUGAUUUGAAUGAGAAUCGGAAGAAGGUAGGAGAAAUGGAGGCAGAGCUACAGAGAGCCAAUAACAAAGUGUGUAAUACAGGACACCUGCUCAGCCAGAUGUCUAUCAAGCUCGACAAUAGUGAAAGUAUGGAGCAGCAGAUGGCUUUUCUGAACAAACAACUACUGCUUUUAGGUGAAGCCAACAAGUUUUGUGUGGAGGAAAUCGAACGUUUAGGACCUGAGGCAAGCAAGGAGCUUAAAAUGCUGCAAGUGUCUUCACUGCGGGAGGUGGAGCGUUUGAGGCAGAGCUCUCUCCAGCAGAGCCAGAGACUCGAGGCAGCCCAACAGCGCAUCACAGACCUGGAGAUGCAACUCACCAAGAAAGAGCAAGUCAUCCUAGAGCAGAAGAAACUGCUGGAGAAUGUCAAAAGCCAAGCCAUGGAGCAGCUGCAGGCUUCAGAGAACAGGUAUUUUGCCCAGAAGCACAUCACACGGGCAUUACAAUCCGAGCUGCUUGAACUCUAUAGCAAGAUAGAGCUCAAAAAUCUGAACACCAAUUCACCAGCUGAGCUCCCUUCUGAGGCUGGCUGUCCCACCAACCAGAGGCCAAAUGGCAACAGCACUGGCCCAUCUGUUCCAUCUCUGUCAGCUGAUCCAAUGAAAAGAGAGGAAGGCACACACAUGUGUGUCAAUGGGGAUGUUUCUGCAGGGACUCCUCAAACACCCACUGCUGCAUUCAUUAAUGGCAGUCAGGAAGAAAAUCUUUCCGCCCUCACCCAUUCAUUAUCCUCCCUCCCCUGCAACUCUCCGCUGGCUGUUGGCUCUUACCCCAGUACCAGAAGCUUCUUGGGCAAGCGAGCGAGAGAGCUAUUCCGCAAUAAAAGCGAUAGUCACUAUGAGGUAGAGCCAGCGGCACUCCCCAGCCUCUCCCCAGAUCAUAAGGUUGAGCCCGGGACAGAACCCUCAGAGAACAAGCAGCUUGAAGGGGCCACUGACCAGGCUGACCUGCAGCCCAUGGACAGACCCCAGGCAUAUAAUAUUCAGCAGAGGAGGCAGCAGGAUCUGCGGAUUAUGGACUACAAUGAGACCCACCAUGAGCAUUGAUUGUAUAUUUCUGAUUAUGUACAAUUAGAAGAGGAUAUUUUGGACCCAGUAUUAGACUGCACUACUCUUUUUGUUAGAGUGGUUUGCAAAGUUUUAGUUCAUUUUAAAAGCUCUGUUUUACAACGGAACAACCAUAAACAAAUUGUCAUAUGACAGGGCUGAAAUAAUCCAGCCGCAACAAUUGCAAGAGAAAUCGAACAUCUUGUCAUCACAAAAUGGUUCACACAUCUCCGGUCUAAUUCUAUCAAGUUAAGUAUGAAUUAAUUGUAAUUUAGUUUAUUUUUAUUAUCACCGUUCAGCAAGCAGCUGCAGUGACUCUAUUGUGUGGUGGUUGGAUUAUACUCAGUCCUCACUGUACUUUACAGAAAAUGUAUUGCCUUAAUCACUGUAUUUGCUCUUGUAAUUGUCCCAUUCAUGUGUUUGUUUGUUUUUUUAAUCCUGAAUUCAUCCAAGCAAAACUGUCCCUUUUAGUCACACUGCAAGAUGUGUCUCAGAAAUUGCACAAUACUGAGUGUGAUCAUUACAUCACUUCCCUCAUGGAGCACUGUUAAAUAGUUCAUGCCGCAGAGAAAUCAAUCAGUCUGAUAAAAAUGUGAAAAAAGAAGCAAUGUGGGAUAGGUAAAGUAGAAUAAGAGAUCACGUUUCAUUGCUAAGGCUAGCUAUGUGUGUAUACUCCAUAGCAAUGCUUUGCGUGCUUUGCCUAAAGAGAAAAUGAGAAAGCUAGUGUUGUGUUGUAGCUCUAGUGAUAUAUUUUAUUUUUAUGCAUUAACGUUCUUUGCUGGGAUUGGAGAGCCCAGUCACCAGUGCAAUAAUUCUUAGCAUAAAACUUCAUGCCUGCUCAUGGGAGAAAAAAAAACAUAUUUUUGCUGCUUUGCAGGACCGUCAGAGCCUUACAGAACACAGGCUACGCUGCUGUAGGUUUCAUGUAGUGCGUUUGUCCUCGUAAAUCGAGAAAUUGGAAAAUCAUUGUAGCUUAAAGGAAUAGUUCACCCCAAAAUGAAAAUUCUCUCAUCAUUUACCCACCCUCAUGCCAUUCUAGAUGUGUAUGACUUUCUUUCUUCUACAGAACACAAAUGAAGAUUUUUUGAAGAAUAGCUCUUUUGGCCCAUAAAAUAAAAGUGAAUGGGUGCCAAAAUUUUGAAGCUCAAAAAAAAAAUCACAUAAAUCUGCAUAAAAGUAAUCCAUAAGACUCUAGUGGUUAAAUAAAUGUCUUCAGAAGAGAUAUGGUAGGUGUGGGUAAGAAACAGAUCACUUUUACAUUCUUCUUGUGUUUUAGGUGAUUCACAUUCUUCAUGCAUACCGCCCCCCCACUGGGCAGGGAGAAGAAUUUCUAGCAAAAAAUGACUGAUCUGUUUCUUAGCCCACACCUCAUAUCACUUCUAAAGAUGUGGAUUAAAACACUGAAGUCAUAUGGAUUACUUUUAUGAUGCCUUUAUGUCCUUUUUGAGCACCAAAAGUUUGGCACCCAUUCACUUGUAUCAUAUGGACCUACAGAGCAGAGAUGUUCUUCUAAAAAUCUUCAUUUGUGUUCUGCAGAAGAAUGAAAAUCAUACACAUCUAGGAUAGCAUGAGGGUGAGUAAACGAUGAGAGAAUUUUCAUUUUUGGGUGAACUAUCCCUUUAAGAUGUAUUUGAUGGGCAAAUGCAUAUAGUGUACACAAUACGACCAAUGCAAUACUUUGACACACUAAACUUGGAAAAGAAGCUGCUCGUUAUAAGCCUGUUCUCCAAAAGGCUUUUUUUCCUCUGCUAUUUUCUUUUAUUUCUGUCUUACACAGGUCAGACCCCAUCUACAAAAGAAAAAUGCUUUAUAAUGGGCUGCAAAUGCCUGAAGUAAAAGCACAUUUUUUUUUUUUUUAAUUCAGGGCCUAAGAUUGCUGAACCCUAGCUGAGAAAUAGACUUGUCUCUUUUUAAGAACAUGCCCUUUGGUGUUGUUUUCAGUGUGAGAUGAAGUAUGUGAAGCACUGCUGCAAAGAGUUCUGGCUUCAGCCUCAGAGUUUACAAUGAAAAUAGAAAUAAAUGGAAAUCACUGCUGUUUUACUUUCUAUUCAGACUAUCCUUAUCACAGUUCACCAUUUCUGUUUCACUCAAACAUAACUUUCCCUUUUUAUACCAAAAGCCCUCUCAAAACAUUUUGUUCUCACAAAAUGCCUUAUUAAAAAGUAGGAAGCCUGUCCCUCACCUGAAGCCAUUUGUCAAUAGUUUUUUGAACUAUGGUACAAUCAGACAAUGACUGGUGUUACAGGUAACAAGGGGCUUUCUGUUCAGAAGUACUAUUUUGAAUUCAAGAAACAGAUGUGUUCUCCUACUUUUUAAGCUAUGAUCAACAGAAAUAAAAUAUAUGUUUUGCAAA
Myxocyprinus asiaticus (Chinese sucker) is the source of this 5994-nucleotide messenger RNA. RefSeq names its product hamartin-like. The record is from RefSeq and is a predicted model, not a curated record. Gene Ontology annotation, cellular component: TSC1-TSC2 complex. Gene Ontology annotation, biological process: negative regulation of TOR signaling; negative regulation of cell population proliferation; regulation of cell cycle. Lineage: Eukaryota; Metazoa; Chordata; Actinopteri; Cypriniformes; Catostomidae. The transcript has 22 exons. The coding region runs from base 228 to 3641 and encodes 1137 amino acids.